UGCUUCGGAAAAUGAAGUAAGAAGCCGCUCCGCCUGCGCCAUCUUACUGCGGUGAGCGCCCAUGAGCAGGAUGCGGGCGGGCACGCUCUGGAGGGUCCUGGCACUCUGGCUCCUCUCAGUUGCCGCCUGGGGACAGGAAGAUGAUGACCACGCUGAUGAUUAUACACAGAAAUUAUUUACAGUCUCCAUCUCUGGAACCCGUGUGGUGCUGACAUGCCCUGUGGAAGCUGAAGGUGGUGACAUACAUUGGGAAAGAGAUGAAAAAAGUCUUCCAAAUACAAAGAAGGAACUAGACCUGACGGAUUUUUCCGAAAUGGAGCACAGCGGUUAUUACUCCUGCUAUGUGGGCACAAAGAACAAGGAGAAUGAGCAUAUUCUCUACCUGAAAGCCAGAGUGUGUGAGGCCUGCAUGGAGGUGGACCUCACGACGGUGGCCUCCAUUGUCGUAGCUGACGUCUGCGUCACCCUGGGCUUGCUGCUGCUGGUCUACUACUGGAGCAAGAACAGGAAGGCCAAGUGCAAGCCUGUGACGCGAGGAGCGGGUGCUGGUGGCAGGCCCAGAGGGCAGAACAAGGAGAGGCCUCCACCUGUUCCCAACCCAGACUACGAGCCCAUCCGGAAAGGCCAGCGGGACCUGUAUUCUGGCCUAAACCAGAGAGGCAUCUGACAGCUCCAGGAGUCACUGCCUCCCGGGGCACAGGUCUGGCUCCUCCCCAGGCACCCUGCUUGUGCUUGGCCCUGGACAAGCCUUGGAGCACCCCAAGAACAUUGUCCCUCAACCUCAUGGUGGACUC
Molecule: messenger RNA, 794 nt
Organism: Oryctolagus cuniculus (rabbit)
Lineage: Eukaryota; Metazoa; Chordata; Mammalia; Lagomorpha; Leporidae
Gene: CD3E
Product: CD3 epsilon subunit of T-cell receptor complex
Biological process (GO): cell surface receptor signaling pathway; positive thymic T cell selection
Cellular component (GO): membrane; external side of plasma membrane; alpha-beta T cell receptor complex
Molecular function (GO): transmembrane signaling receptor activity
Source: RefSeq, marked provisional